Messenger RNA from Notodromas monacha, 681 nucleotides. The record is from the annotation of a GenBank genome assembly. Lineage: Eukaryota; Metazoa; Arthropoda; Ostracoda; Podocopida; Cyprididae.
GCGGGCGAUGGUAUUGGUCGUGCUGCUGCAUUAAGUUAUGCCCUACACGGCGCAACUGUGGUGCUGCAUGGGCGUACCUUAAAUAAGCUCGAAGUCAUUUAUGAUGAAAUUGAAGGCUUAGGUGCGCCGCAACCUGCAAUUUUACCCUUGCAGCUGUCGAGCGCCUCUCCUCGUGAUUAUGAAUUAUUGGUCGACACCUUAGAACGCCAAUUUGGGCGCCUAGAUGGCAUUUUGCAUAAUGCGGGCAUUUUAGGUGAGCGCACCGAACUGGAAAAUUAUCCUGUCGAUGUCUGGGAUGAUGUCAUGGCCGUCAACUUGCGUGCGCCAUUCGUUAUGACUCAAGAGUUAAUGCCACUCCUGAAAAAAUCUGAGCAUGCCUCCGUGGUUUUUGCCAGCUCAGGUGUCGGGCGUGAAACGCGUGAACGUUGGGGCGCAUAUUCCGUGUCUAAGAUCGCGAUUGAAGCGGUCAGCCAACUGUUUGCCAAAGAAAAUACCUCACCGAAUAUCCGCUUUAACUGUAUCAAUCCGGGGGCGACCCGCACAGCGAUGCGUGCCAAAGCCUAUCCUGAUGAAGAUCCAAAAACAUUGCCGACACCUGAAAAUAUCAUGCCUGCCUAUCUGUACCUGAUGGGUGAUGACAGUUUGCAUAUGAAUGGUCAGAGUAUUGAUGCACAGGACUAA